CGCCGUGCCGAGAGUAUCCAUCUCAUAUUGAGAUCCAGUUGAACCCCCAAGACGAUUUUAUCUAGGGUGUGGGUACGACGGCGUAUCUGAGGUAUCUACAAGGAAUAAGGGAGAACUUUUUAUGAGAAUCUGUUGCACAUUUUACAAAGACUUGAUAGCGUGAAAAGAGGAAGGGCAUCUUUCGAGUCCGGGCUGGGCGUAAUGCUGUGGGAUGGACGAGGCCCAGCAGGACCAGUAUGAGCAGCAGCUGAAGGAAGUCUUCCAGAGUUUUGAUACGAGUGGCCUUGGGUCCCUGUGCCAGGAGGAGCUGUCCCAGCUUUGCCAAACCCUGCACUUGGAGGAGGCCACACCAGCGCUGCUCCAAACCCUACUGCAGACCCAGGACAGCCUCACUGCCAGGGUUGAUUUUGAGCAGUUUAAGGAUGCACUUAUACAUGUCUUAUCAACAGUAGGAGGGCCUUCACCAAGCCAAGAUACAACCCCCCAGCCAGAAUCCCCAGAAGUGCGGCCCAAGUUUGUGAAGGACGGCAAACGUUAUGGCCGCCGAUCAAUCCCCGAAUUCAGCGACUCCAUCACAGGCUUCUCGGAGGUGACUGACACGGAGCCAGCGGGAGACAACCCUGAGGAGGCGGAGAACACUACCGUGCCCAGAAAGCGUGAGCGCUGGAACACUCAUGCAGAUGGUACAGAGGAAUAUGAAGCUGAAGGUCAGUUGCACUUAUGGAACCCUGACGAUCCGGGCACCCCUCGAGGGCCGGUGCUGCCCCUGUCGGACAGGCUGGAGGAGAGGCUGCGAGGGGCGUGUGAGGACCUGGCAGUGUCAUGGGACGGCUGUGCCAGUCGCCGUGAGCUGCUGUCAGUGUGUGAGCACCUCGGCCUGGAGGUGACAGAGGAUGCCUUCCAGAGGCUGGACAGUGAUGGGGUGAUGAGUGUGCAGGAGUUUAUGUCCUGGGUUCUGGAACACUGUAAGCCCCCCACUCCCUCUGCCUCCACCCCAUAUCGACAGCUCAAGAGACACCACUCCACUCAGCCCUUUGAUGAGACCGGCCGAAGAAUCGCUACCCCAUCCGCCAUGACUAGCACAAUAGGCUUGCGCCUGUUCUCAGAUCUGGAUGAUGGGACGGGGUUUACCCCAGUGGAGUACCUUCUGGACGCCUGGCUGGAUGAUGGCAUUGAGAACAGCCCCGAGAUCCUUCAGGCUUUGGAUUUCAACCUGGAUGGAAAGGUGAACCUUAGUGAGCUCACUGUUGCCCUGGAAAAUGAGCUGCUCAUUACCAAAAAUGGAAUUUAUCAAGCAGCGCUGGCCAGCUUCAAGGCUGAGAUCCGACACCUCAUGGGCCGAGUGGACCGUGAGCUUCGGGAGAAGGAGAAAAUCCGUUCAGACUUGGAGAAGGCAGAGAAGCUGAAGACCCAGAUGGCCACCGAGGUGGACGAGCACAAUUCUGCCCUUGAACGAAUGAACGACCUUAACCUCAGGAAGCUGGAGCAGGACCACAGGGAGAAGCUGGCAGCUGUGAGGGCGGAGCUGACCAAAGAGAUGGAUCUCAUCCAGCAGCAGGCCAACCAGCAACGUGAGGAGCUGGAGAGCGAGAUGGAGAAGAUAAAAGAGGAUGAGGCAUUUCUCAGGGAACACCUCUCACUCACUGUCAAGGAAAAUGGCCGUCUGGAGGCUGAGCUGCUGGAAAGCACAGAAAAGUUGGUAGAGGCAGAGAACAUGGUCAGCAAACUGCAGAGGAACCUGGACAGCAUCCUAAAGGACAAGUUUGGGGACCUGGAUCCUGGUAGUGCUGAGUUCUUCCUGCAGGAAGAGCGUCUCCGGCAGCUGCGCACAGAUUAUGAGGGGCAAUGCAGGGAGCUGCAGGAUCGUAUCGAUGAACUCCAAGCUGAGCUGGAGGAGUACCACACCCUUGGCAGGGCUCCCAACCUCUCUCUGAAACCUUCCUUGUCUGAAGAGUUUGACACCAAGAGUCCUGGUAUUGAGUCUGACCAAGGCCUGGGCUCAGAGGAGUGUCAGCCCUUCAACAUGACCCUAGAGGCAGAGAUGAUGAUGGAGCAGCUGAAAGAGCGCCACCUUCAGGAGGUGGAAAGUCUUAGAACCCAGUUAGAGAAUCAGGUCAGUGAGUAUCAUCAGAAAAUAGAAGAGCAGAGGGCAGCUCAUGAAGAACAGCAGAGGGCGCUGUCACUCAGGUGCCAGGAGGAGGUGCAGGCCCUGCAGGAGGAGAUGUCCCGGGUCCAGGACCGAGUCCAGGUGCUGCAGAACCAGCUGGACCAGGUGCAGCUGGAGCGAGUGCGGCUAGAGCAGAGCCAGGCACAGGAAUGGGCAGAGCUGGUAAGGCGGCACGAGGAGGAGAUGAGCUCCGUCAGGCAGGAGCUGCUGGAGGCCCGGGCCCACAUCGGCGAACUGGAGCAGCAGCUGACGACCCUGGAGCUUCAGCAGGCCAGAAAUGAGCAAAGCCUUGCAGAGGAGAGGGAAAAGCUGGGGAGGCUACAAGGGGAGGAGCGUAGUAAGAUGGAGGAGCAUCAUAAGGAGGUUCUGCAGGUCAGGCUGGAGGAGGAGAGGGCAAGGUUACAGGCAGAAAGGGAGGAAGUGGUGAAGAGACUUGUAGAUGAGUGGGAGAGAGAGAAGGACAAGCUCCAGGAGAGCCAUGAAGCACUACUUCAAGCCAAACUAGAGGAGGAGAGGCAGAGGUAUCUAGGGGAGUGUGAAGAGCAGGAGAGGAUGCUUAUUGAGGAAUGGGAGAAAGAGAAGGUCCAGCUGAAGGAGCAGCAGGACAGCAUACAUCAGGUCCUGCUGGAAGAAGAGAAACUCAGGCUGUUGAAGGAACAGGAGGAGGUAGAGAGGAAAUUCAUGGAACAUUAUGAGAAGGAGAGAGCUCAGUUUGAGGAGAGCCAAGAGAAUGUUCUCCAAGCCAGGCUAACAGAGGAGAGGGAGAGGCUGCAGAAUGAGAUAGAGAAGAGGCUGAUGCAGGACUGGCAGAGAGAGAGAGCUCAGCUGGAGGACCAUCAUGAAGUAGUCCUCCAGGCCAGGCUCAGGGAGGAGAGGGAGAGGUUGCUGAGGGAGAAGGAGGUCCAGGAGAAGAAGCUGAUCGAGGAGAUGGAGAAGGAGAGAGCUGAGCUGGAGGAGAACCACCGGGAAGCCAUACAGGAGCUAAGUGCAAAGCACAGCGUAGAGAGGGAGAGACUCAGCAGCCUGCUGGACAAACUGCGGGAGGACAUCGCAGAGGAGAGGAAAGAACUGGAGAUGCACUUCUCCCAGAGGAUCAGGGAUGUGGAGACACGCUUCUCAGGUGACCAGGAGGCUGUCUCCGAGCGCUUCCAGACUGACGUGUGUAAGCUGGAGCAGCAAUACCAGAGCGAGUUGCACAAUCUCUCUGAGCGUCACGCUGAAGAGAAGGCCAAGUGGAAGUCUGAGAUGGAGGAGGUUACCCAAGCGGCGGAAGAGGAGAAGAGGGCUCUGCGGGACGUUCUGCAGCAAGAGAAAGAUUCCAUCACCCAGGAGCUGGUGAAAGAACGACAGCUGUUAGAGCAGGCCCACAAGAAGGAGUUUGACGCCUUGGCUGCUAAAAACAAAGAGCUCCAGAAUGAGCUGGAAAGCUUCAUCAGUGCUGCGCAAAUUAAGGAGAUUGAGCUGAGCAGGCAGUUGAAUGAACUGCACAGCAGGCUGCAGGAGAGCCUGGAUGCCAAAGAUGAGCUCUUGGCCAGAUCAGAGAAGAAAGCCCUGGAACUGGAACUGCUCCUCAGACAGGCCGUGGAGGACUUUGAGCAGGAGAAAGCGGAGCUUCAGGGCAACAUGGAUGAACUUGAGGAGAGGAACAAGAAGACACUUUCCCUAGCAGAGAAGCAGGAGGAUGAGAGAGAGAAUCUACUGGCAGAGAAUAACCAACUGAAGUCAAAGAUUCAGGAGAUGGAGGCAGGUAUAAGUCAACUUGCAGAACUGAGAAAGAAAUUUGAGGAGAUGAGGAUGGAAAAGGAAGAAUCGGGCAUGGUGAUUUCAUCUCUUCAAAGUCAGAUUGAGGAACUAAAGUCUGAAAUGGAGAGGCUAACUAGUUUGCGGCAGGAACAGGAAGUGCGUGUAGAGAAUGUUGUAGCAAGUGAGGCAUGUGAUGAAAUGAUUGCCACCCAAGGGGACAGCCUUAUCCUUGUGGAACCUCUGCUGCAGAAGAAGAAAGAAGACGCUAAUAAUGAUAAAGCUGCUUUUAUUCAGCAAAGGAUGUGCCAUCGUGAGAAGGAUGCAGCGAUGAUGCCUAAGCUGCAAGCAGAAUGUAAGGAGACCGCAAGAGAGCAAGACCUCAGCUUUUGCAAGAUCACAGAACCUCAAGACAAAGUGGAUGGGCUUCAGGCCCAGGCCUGUCUCCUUGCAGAGCUGCAUGCCCAGUAUGAUGCCACAAAUGAGAAGAACAUGGCUCUCCAACAGGAGAUCAUUCAACUUCAGCAGAGGACAAGAGAGCUUGAGUUUAUUCUGGAGGACAACUACAAGAAGAUUGCUGCUGGUGAGCAAGCUAUUGAGGAUAACAUCAGUCUCAGGGAUGACCUUUUGGCAAUGGUGGAGCAUACCAAAAAGAUGGAGGUGAAGAUCUCUGAAAUGAUGAAUCUUCAGAUCAAGUAUGAGGAGUGCCUCAGUGAGAACUCCAGACUGGGGGAGCAAAACAAGCAGUUAGAAGACAGACUGUUGGACCUUGAAAGUAAGAUGCACAUUAUCCAAGACUACCAAGAACAGCACGUGGAACUGCAGAAUGAAAUUAUCAGGAUGAAAAAAGAGAACUGCAAACUCAGCACUAAGGUCAGAGAUCUGCAAAAACAGGACGAGGUCCUUCUGAACCUGCAACAAGAAGCAGAGGUUGCACUGACCGAGGCCAUGGCUGAGGAGACCUUGCAAGACCUGAACUCUCAGCUGGAGGCCAAGAUCCAGGCUGUGUCUGACUUGGAAGACUGCUGCACAGAGUUUGAGUGGCAGAACGCUAAACUCCGAAGAGCACUCUCUGGCUUACAGGAGAAAUCCCUUAAGAUACACGAAAAGAUGCAAGCCCAUAGGAGUGAAGCUGUUCGUCUUGCAGAAGAAAACCUCGUUCUGAGACAUAAGAUCUCCACACUGAAGGAAGAGGACCUCCGAGAGACCCAAGAGGAAAUGCUCCAUAAAAUUGAACAAUACAGGAAGGAGAGGUUGGCUGCUCAAAAAUUGGCGGAGAACUUGAAGAAACAGGUGUUGGAACUGCAGGUCAGGGGCCAGCAACUGGAGGAUGAAAAUGGACUCCUGACACAGACAAGUUCCCAGAACUCAGCUUAUGUGCAGGAGCUGAGCCACCAUCUGUCUGAGCUGCUAAGGCACGGUGACCGGAAGGAUGGAAGCAGAUGCCAACAGCAGGGGGAGCUAGAGAGAGCCAACCUCACCCAACCUGCUCAGGAAAGGAGCAAGAUGGAGGCUUGUGUGCUCACACUGGAAAUGGAGCUGGCUAAGGCCCAGGGUGGCAACAGUCUUCUGGAGAAGGAGAAAGCCCAGCUGAUCCAGCAGCUCUCCUCACUCAGGGAGCAGGUGUUGGAGUGCCAGCUCUCUCACCUCCUGCAGGACCGGCAGACAAUGGAGAAGCAGAACCAGGCAUUCCGUGCCCAGCUGUCCACAGCCCAAGAGAAGGUCCAGGCUAUGGAUGAGGCCUUGCAGGCUGUUAACUUGCAGAAUGCACGACUCAAGUCAGACCUACGAGUCAUCCAGCAGGAAAAGGAGGCCCUCAAACAAGAAGUCAUGUCACUCCACAAACAGCUACAGAAUGCAAACGAUAAGAACCAGGUUCUGGAGAUGGCUUUGCACACAAGCGGGUACCAGAACCAGCACAAGAAACUGUACUGGGAUGAGCUGGCCCGGCUAGUGGAACAGGAGCAGCAGUUACUUAGACAGGAGAAUGAACGAUUGCAGAGGGAGGUCCAAACCACUAAGGGGGACCUCGUCCAUUCUCGAGACAAGACUCGCCAGCUGGAGACCAUCAUCUUGUCCCUGAAACAGCAAAAACAGCAGGGGCAGUCCAGCCUCGUGAAGGCUGUGGAGCAGGAAAAGGCCAGCCUAAAGCGUGAGCUGGACUCACUGCGCAAAGAGCUGGUUAAUGCUAACAGCAAGGGUCAGAGAGAGUUGGAGAACCUGCGGCAGGAGAAUGAGGGGCUGAAGAACCGGCAGACCCGCCUGGAGGCUCAGCUGCUAGAGGCUCUGCAGGCCCAGCUGGGCGGGCCACAAGCACAGCUCAGGUCGCCAGGGGAACGGAGAGGUCAGCACCGCGGGGACGAGCUCGGCGGCCGUGGCCUGGAGAUCAACCUGCAGGAGGAACAGGAAGCGAAGAUGAUGGAGAUGGAGGAGCGCAUGCGAGAUGUGGAGCUGAAACUGCGGAACGUUAAGUUACUGCUCCAGGAGAAGGUCUCUCAGCUCAAAGAUCAGGUGCACAAGAACACCAAGGCAGAUAUUAUGAUCAAGGACCUGUAUGUGGAGAACGCGCAGCUGCUAAAGGCCUUGGAGAUGACCGAGCAGCGUCAGAAAGUGGCCGAGAAGAAGAAUUACCUGCUAGAGGAGAAGAUCUCCAGCCUCAACAAGAUUGUCCGUGACCUGAGCCCUUCUCCACUGACAGCAGUACCAUACCACUUCACCCGCUCCUGAAGUCCUGCAUGUGCACAUGAGAUUUCACCACUAACUGCCAACAUCCGAGUCAUUUCAAGUCAUUUCAAUUUCUUAGGCCC
Messenger RNA from Megalops cyprinoides (Indo-Pacific tarpon), 6714 nucleotides. RefSeq names its product ninein (GSK3B interacting protein) (gene nin). NCBI's taxonomy places the organism in Eukaryota, Metazoa, Chordata, Actinopteri, Elopiformes, Megalopidae. The transcript has 29 exons. Gene Ontology annotation, molecular function: calcium ion binding. Gene Ontology annotation, cellular component: mitotic spindle pole; centriole; centrosome. Gene Ontology annotation, biological process: centrosome localization; microtubule anchoring at centrosome; centrosome-templated microtubule nucleation. The coding region runs from base 212 to 6634 and encodes 2140 amino acids. The record is from RefSeq and is a predicted model, not a curated record.